Molecule: messenger RNA, 1065 nt
Organism: Pestalotiopsis fici W106-1
Lineage: Eukaryota; Fungi; Ascomycota; Sordariomycetes; Amphisphaeriales; Sporocadaceae
Exons: 1
Coding region: 1-1065 (354 amino acids)
Source: RefSeq, a predicted model, not a curated record
AUGAGCUCCUCGCUCGUAUGGCUCCCAUCUAAAAAGUACGACUCGGUCCGGCCGCUCUGGCAGGACCAAUACAUUUGGAGUCCCUUGCCCGUGGACAAUACCAUCCCCUUGCACCAGACGUCUUUUAUCGACAUUAGUGAAAACGAUGCCAAGGAGGCGACUCGCUCGAGGGCCAAUACCCUGAGGUCCAGGGCGGCUAGUACGGGGUCCAUCAAGCAUGUAAUGAGAGACGACGACAAUGGAGAAGCCGCCUUGAUACCGAUUCAAGGCAGCGUAUGCGGUGAUGACGACGAUGAUGAUCAUGACAAUGGUGGCGGGGACGAAGAACCAAACACGGAAAGAGGCGACACCGAACAAGACGGGCAUGAGAAGUUGUCUCAAGAGGUCCGUCGGGCAGCUGCACGGAGGAGUGUCCUAAUGUCCACCAAGCAACGUCCGCAGAGCAGCGCAGAGUUCAAGAGGCUGCGCAGCUUUCACCUCCCCGACAGGGUCCGAUCUGAGCCGUCGACGGCCACCUCUGAGGCUUGGCCGCCGGAUGUGCAGUUGCCAGAGGUCAUCGUGGUCGAUGAACCCCCAAGGGACAAACGAAAUGUCCCCAGCGCGGUUGGGGAUGAAGCCAUCGGCAAACCAAGCCGUGCCCAGGUGCCUGUAGUGGCGACCAGGCGAAUACAAGUGCCGCCAGUGCCCGACUCAAAGUCCAGAGCCAAGAGACAGUCGUCCAUGUUCUCAGUCACCGAGCUUCCCACCAUGGAUUUACCCGACAGCCAGCCAAUACUGCGGUCCAAGACAUUUGGCAGCCAGCGAAAGCGUCGGCAGGAGACAAAGACGGAGCAUUCCAAAAGAGAGGCAAAACCUCAUCGCUCCAAACAUCAUCAAGCUCGGCAACAGUCUCCUGCUCCGCUACCAACACUGCCACCACCUACGCGCCAACCAGAGCCAAAGAGCUCGACGACGCGCAAAGGCCAGGCGGCGCGCACGAGUCUAAGGCUGGAUCUCAACCUAGAGGUCGAGGUGCAGCUGAAGGUCAGCCUACACGGCGACCUGACAUUGAGCUUGCUAAACUAA